UUUUCUCAUUCACUAAGCUCACAAUUUUUGUUAUGGCUUCCACAAUAACCAAACCUGCUAAACAACUUGGAGAGCUUCUACAACAACAACAAGAGCCUUUUGUCCUUGACCUUUACUUGGUUGAUAGAGGGUAUCUGAAAAAAGGCUUGAAUUUGAACUCAGAAGCCGGUUUUGGAUGCUGCAAUGGCAAUUCAAACAAGGUCUCGAAAAAGGGUAUUCCUAGAUGUUCAAGAAUAUUGAGAGCUUUAGUUAACAAGUUUACUCACAGCACUAAAUCGAGGAACACUAAGAGUUGUGGGGGAAAAUUUAGUGACAAUAAUGGCCAAGUAGUAGCUGAACCAGAUUGGUUUUCUUCAGCUAGUAGUACUACGGUGUUUAAUUUGUGCUCCGAGAGUGAUAAAGCUAGAUCACCGACCAAUUCAUUGCGUGAAAAUCAUGAGUCAGUUGUUGCAGCAAACACUUUGGAAGCUUUGAGAUUCAGCUAUGUAACAGAGAAAGAGGUUUAUGUAGGUGGAGAGUUUCAAUGUCAAUUCACGGCAAACAAUAAACAGCACAGCCCCCUUUCAGUACUAGAACAACUACCUUCAUCCCAACUCAAAGUUCGAACAAGGCAAAAUCAAGAGGAUAUUGAAAUGACUUGUACGGUCAUUCUGCCCAACAAAUUGGUCAGUACUGAAGAUUUAAGUUCAAUGUUUUCAGCUUCUCUCUGUGAAUUACAUUUUCACUCUGAUUCACAAAAGCCAAUCAGAAAUGGUAUUGGAGUUACUGAUGAUAUUCCAAUAUUGGAGCUCAUCAAGUCUAAUAAUACUUCAUCAAAGUUUCUGAAAUCCAAGAGAAUGCUACAACAAACAAGGCAGCUUUUGUUUGACUGUGUGAGAGAAAUUGUGGAAAGCCAAGUAAAGAAGGAAAAAGUGAAAACGUGUGAAGGACUUUUGGGGCCUGAGGAGCUUGGGAAUCUUGUUUGGGAGAAAAUGAAGGCGUGGGGUAAACAAGUUGGAGAUGAGACCAAUAACAUAACUUAUUUGUUGGGUUUGGACUUCUUCGAUUCUGCUCAAGAAUGGUUUGGUUUUGACCAAGAAAAGGGGGAAAUUUGUUCAGAGAUUGGAGAUUCCCUUGCAGAAGAGAUUGUGAAUGACUUUGUUAUUGAAUUAAGCAACUGAGAUUUUUUGGCACCAAUCACUUGUUGAGCAAGGGACUUGUAACAUAGUACUUUUUUUUUCCUACU
Morus notabilis is the source of this 1225-nucleotide messenger RNA. RefSeq lists its product as uncharacterized. Bases 33 to 1160 code for a protein of 375 amino acids. The transcript is spliced from 3 exons. Lineage: Eukaryota; Viridiplantae; Streptophyta; Magnoliopsida; Rosales; Moraceae. The record is from RefSeq and is a predicted model, not a curated record.